UCACACUUCAAAUGACUCGUUUAGCGAUCGAACAUGACUCCCCAGCUACUCCACACAUCUAAUUGCUAGACUGGACAAGUCUUCCACGAUUCGGUGGUAGACAAAAUUACAUAGAUUAACGCGUUCUAAUCCCUCGAGAAUGCCAGGUGCGGGUCUAAUGCUCUUGAAGGAACUCCCGCCAGCAUUUAGAAGGGCACCGGUAUCUCACGAGGCAGCGAGGUUUCGGAACGGUCAAGCUUUGGACCGUUGACUGUCACGGAUCCGUGUUGGUGGUACGGUAGCUGCUGGUACUACGCAGUAAUAAUACAGUAGUUAGUCAGUGGUGGAAUUGUGACGAGCAGGCCUUUUGUGAUUAGUGAGAAAGAAAGAAAGAAAAAGAGGUGCGCUACUCAAAAUUCUUGCAAGUGGAGGCCGAGAGAAAGAAGACGACGACAGCAGCAUUGUGAUCGGUUUGUCAGCAGCACCAUCAUUACAAGCUUUUACAAUUGUUAAAGGAAGAGCUAGAAACAUCGGGCCGACAGACAAGACGAUUGUGGAAACGCCGAGGUAAGAUGAUGGCAUCGAAUGAAUCGGAAGAGUUCGUUUGUUCGACGCGACUUUCGUUGUCAGUUGAAAAAUGAGUGUUGUGACACUCGAGAACCGAUACAGCGUUCUGGCAUUCAUUCGUAUCGACUUGACAGCCAUGGUAUUAUUAUUUGGUGUCAAUUCCAUGCGUUUGCCUGUUGUUUUUGAUUUGUAUCGAUUACCGCACCAUCGUUGCGACCGUCGAGAGGUGCGUUGUGGCUCUUGUCACCAUGGCCGUUGCUUUUUUUGAGAAUUUUACUCGCGGAGGUUCGAAUCGCACCGGCAUGUCACCUGUCACGCUCGUCAUUGCUGGAAUUGUAUGAUUGGCAUUAGCAAUGCCGGUGCAUGAUCGCAGAAAGGUUGCGCGCACUCCUGGCAGCAUAUGUUCAUCUCCGUAUUUGUAGACCACUGUAUUGUAUAUUUGUCCAGUGAUGUAGGAUUGAAUGGAGCGACGGCGAAUGCUGCGAUCAUACCCGUGUUCUCUGGUUUGAGGAUGAAGAUUGUCGACUGACGUUUCGCCAUUCCCUUCAUUGUCGAUAGUGUAGCGUCGCAGCGAUAUCUUAGUAUCGGAAUCAGUAGUGAGUCGCUGACUAAGUGUUGUGAUUGAACGGUUAGAGCGGGUAUGCCGAUCGGGUGUACGUGAGUACCAGAGUCUACGUUGAUUGCCUUUGGCACAGUCUUAACCGAAGGAACGUCAAUUGGAACUCACUUAGAUGACAUUGGCUGACCCUGCCUACUUGUCCAUCAGCCAUCCGACAAGCUACAAACCUUCGCUUCCACUGUUCACAAGCAAGAGUGUGUGCCUCUGAUCAGCCAUCGACAACAUCGGCUGGCCUCUUGAUCCAAUCAUUCAUUCAAUCAAUCAUCAACGCUUUCUGCAUUGGUUGGUUUGACUUGUCUUGUUGUUUGGAUUGCCUUACUUUGCGAGACAACAACAAGAAGAAGGAUCAGGACAGAGAGCGAGAGCGAGAGAGAGUUGUUGUAGUACUCUAGGUGUUUGUUUCUGUCUGUUAGCUCAUGAACAACAGCGGAAACGUCAAUUUGUCAUUUUUUGAGUUUCGGAGUCUGAGUUGGGUCCUGUAGGAAUCCUACUGGAGUCUACGCGGAGUCGAAAGCUUUCAUUUGGCUGCAUCUGUCGGUGAUUCCAUUGUUGAAGAAACGCCACUGUCGAAACGAUCUGGAGAUUGCUUCGUUUGUUGGCAUUUUUGGCAAGUGACGAGAUUUGGCGAUCAAGAGCACAAUCCAUCAAGAGCACACAACCUUGACUUGACACAAGACGACGAUAGAAGGAGCUUUUAGUUCAUUCCAUCUCAGUUCAUCAAGCCUUUUUGUGCAGCACCAUUUCCCUUUUUUGAUUGAUUCUAUCGCUUACUUUCUGAUCAAACGACAUGCCAGUGGCCGCCUCUGCUGCUUAUCCCCCUACAGCCACCUACACUCAACCACACCACCACCAGGCACCGCCUCAGCCCAUGGUAGGAUACGGACACGGUUCUCAUCACCACUCGCCUUCUCCUGCUAGCGUUGCCAUGGACAUGGACACUGGAAACAGUCACUCCAGGACCAAGUACUCCUCCAGCUCGGGAAAUAACCCAAGCCUGAAUAUGCAGCCUUCUCCAAGACCUGCAAGCCACAGAUCACUGCGAGAAGAUCCAGACCACAACAACAGCAAGAGUCGAUCCGCUAGAUCCUCAUCCAGAGAUGCCAGACGCUCUUCACGUUCGAGAAAGUCACACGGCGGUGCAACCAGCUCUUCUUCCAAUGCGGUGCAGUUCCAGCAUCCAUCCAGUUCCAGCAGUCGCCGAGUCGCGGGAGGACCCUACUCACAACAGUCACAACAGCCGCCCCCACAGUCAGCGCAAACGCCACUUGUCAAUCACCCGGCUUACCACAAGAAUCCGGGAACACCCAACCCGGACAACCUUCAGCCCACCUUUCCUCCUCCGGCCGUAACCAAUGACUCGCCAACCCAAAAUCAUGUCGGAGAAGUUGGCAAUCCUUCCUCACGUCGGCCGGCAUACCUCUUGCACAGAGACUUGGUCAUUGGAAAGGGAUCCUACGGUCAAGUAUGCAUUGCCUCGAGAGGUGAACCGGAAGGACACCAGUCCAAUCGCUCUGGUAAACGGAAAAAAUUCGCAUGCAAGUGUGUCAUGCUGCGCAAUGAUCCCAAGUACAUUGCCAAGCUGCAGGAAGAAGUUAACGUCUUGCGAGAGUUAAGGGGGCAUGAAAACGUCAUUCGGCUUUACGACGUUUUCUGUGUCGACAAUGAGCUCUUUAUAAUAACGGAGCUGGGACGCGGUGGUGACUUGUUCCACUUGUUGACGACCCAUCCCAAGCAUGGAGUCACGGAAGCGUAUGCUGCCAAGACUGUGGCAGAGAUGUUAUCAUCGGUUGCAUUCUUGCACUCGCGAAGUAUUUGUCAUCGUGAUUUGAAGUUGGAGAAUUGGGUCCUCGAAUCGGGCAAGGACGUCUGGAGCCCACUCAAGCUGAUUGACUUUGGUCUGUCGACGCACUUUACACGGGGACAACGGCUCUCUCGUGUGGUCGGGUCCUCGUACUACGUGGCACCAGAAGUCCUCAAGAAGUCGUACACCGAAGCCUGUGACCUGUGGAGUUUGGGUGUCAUUGUCUACAUGCUCUUGUCGGGAGCUCCUCCAUUCUACGGAAAGAAUGACGAAGCCAUCAAGGCUUCCAUUGUUCAAGGGGAAUACACAUUUCCUCAUGAACUCUUCAGGGAUGUUUCGGAUGAGGCCAUGGCAUUUGUUUCCACGCUGCUGUCCUACAACAUUGAGUACAGGUAUACAGCGGAGCAAGCCUUGACUCACCCAUGGUUGGCGGCCAACUGUGAUGCAGAAGCCCUGCAAAGAGCCAAGGACGGAGCUCGGGGAAUUGGUAUUGAUAACCAUCACCACUCGGCAGGAGGCAGUAGACCAGAACCCAUGCAGCUGUAAGAUGCCUGGCGCUACUUACACAACAACCUUUCCCAUUUGGACCUGGCAAUAGCAAUCACUACUGCAAACGGACAAAGAGAAAAAGCUCUACUACCAUGGGUGCUUGUGGCAUCAAAUCACUUGUUUAUACAAGAAAGUUUUUAAACCAAACGGAAACAGAGCUGGCUUCCUUGCCGAAAUGGGAAUAGCUGUCAGCAAUGUAUUGGCUUUCUUCACCCUCCCCUCCAUUUUCUUCUCAUCUCAUAUUCUUAUCCAGUUCGUCAUAAUGUAAUCGCAAUAUAAUUUGGUUGCU
Molecule: messenger RNA, 3804 nt
Organism: Seminavis robusta
Lineage: Eukaryota; Bacillariophyta; Bacillariophyceae; Naviculales; Naviculaceae
Source: the annotation of a GenBank genome assembly